Molecule: messenger RNA, 1854 nt
Organism: Oncorhynchus gorbuscha (pink salmon)
Lineage: Eukaryota; Metazoa; Chordata; Actinopteri; Salmoniformes; Salmonidae
Product: ras-related protein Rab-15-like
Exons: 6
Coding region: 272-910 (212 amino acids)
Biological process (GO): Rab protein signal transduction
Molecular function (GO): GTP binding; GTPase activity
Source: RefSeq, a predicted model, not a curated record
AAUAGCGGAUGCUGCUGGGAGCUUCCCCCGCCACCGCACCCAUCAGAGGAGAGGAGUGGGCUGGGUGGAAUCCCUUCUCUUAUACCUAGGCGUUGUUACCAAAGAGACCGCUCCUCCUGGUUAGAAUAGACAGAGCUGCUCACCGGUUCCUCGAAAGACUAUCAAAAGACUUGAUUGCAUUUUGGGCAGACAUGGGCUGGGGUGUAGCUGUGUUGCUUUUGGAAAUUCGUUGCUGAGUUAGCUUGCUGGCUGUUCUCAUUUCUAAGACGUUAUGGCUAAGCAGUAUGAUGUGCUCUUCCGACUCCUGCUUCUCGGAGAUUCGGGGGUUGGAAAAACAUGUUUAUUAUGCAGAUUCACGGACAACGAAUUUCACCCGUCUCACAUUUCCACAAUCGGAGUCGAUUUCAAAAUGAAGACGCUAGAGAUAGAUGGCAUCAAAGUGCGGAUACAGAUUUGGGACACAGCAGGACAGGAGAGAUAUCAGACCAUCACUAAGCAGUACUACAGACGAGCACAGGGAAUCUUCCUGGUUUACGACAUCACAAGUGAGCGAUCCUUCCAGCACAUCAUGAAGUGGGCCAGCGAUGUGGACGAGUAUGCUCCUGAUAACAUCCAGAGGAUCCUCAUAGGGAACAAGUCAGACGAGGAGGAGAAGAGACAGGUUGCUACAGGACAGGGCAACAAGCUGGCCAAUGAUUAUGGGAUGGACUUCUUUGAGACAAGUGCCUCCACCAACUAUAACAUCACAGAGUCCUUCACACGAUUGGCUGAGCAGGUCCUGGCAGCCAAUAAGAAGGACCUGGACCUCCUAAGGGCGUCGGUCACAGACGAGCUCAACCUCGCCGCCCUGGAGGAGGAGGAGGGCAUCACAGACGGGGCCGCCGCCUCACAGAAGGGCUGCUGGUGUUAAGGGCUGGGCCUGGUCAAAAGUAGUGCACUAUGUAGGGUAUACGGUGAGAAAAGUAGUGCACUAUGUAGGGAAUAGGGUGAAAAAUAAGUAGUGCACUAUGUAGGGAAUAGGGUGAAAAAUAAGUAGUGCCCUAUGUAGGGAAUAGGGUGAGAAAAGUAGUGCCCUAUGUAGGGAAUUAGCGUGCCACUUCUUAUGUAAGGACUGGAUCUGGAUGCGUCUCAAAACACACCCUAUUCCCUAUGCGAGAUCUGGUUUAAAGUAGUGCACUUUGUAGGGAAUAGGGUGGAGGGUGACACUUCUCUUCUUCAUGUUAGAACCUGAUUAACGUAGCCAUCAUAGGUGGUGUACUGGCAUUUGAUAGGUUUUUUAAAAUGUAUUUUUCAUUGUAGUUGUUAGAUUUUGCCACAAGAGGGUGCUGCUGAUACAUGCUGCGUUAUAUACAAAGCUUUCAGUAUUUAGAGUACACCGCAGGGCUGUUGAUAAAGUGGUCACGACCCAUUACACUGUUCUACUGUAAUGCAUCUCCAAUGAUCCACCGUUCCCCUUUAUAGUACACUGCUCGGCUAAGCUCAGACCUACUGCGCCAUAGGGAAUACACUGUUUGUGGUACAGACAAUGUUCCAUUUAGUUCCAGCCUCGUCAUUUUGUUUCUUGAGGCAACUUUCAAUGACAAUGUACAUAAAUAAUACUCCUAGUUUAAUUGAACGUAAUUACCAUUACAGGCCUGUAUAAAGUGUUGACAUUUUUGAUGGUCUUAAAAUAUUCCCUCUGUGAUUCUAUCUACGAUGACGUAUUUUGUUUUCUUCUGUCAUGUUGUCCAGACUAGCAAACGGACCAGCGAGAGAUCUGCAUUGCGUCCACACUUUUUAUUUCAUUUUCUUGCAACUUCAAUGAAGUUAAUUAUUCAAACUGGUCAUUUAUUAAACAACUUAAUUAAAAGCAUU